This is a messenger RNA of Sebastes umbrosus (honeycomb rockfish), 2088 nucleotides long. It is a transcript of the gene mims2, whose product is annotated as family with sequence similarity 210 member B. Gene Ontology annotation, cellular component: mitochondrion. The transcript has 3 exons. The coding region runs from base 206 to 1129 and encodes 307 amino acids. The record is from RefSeq and is a predicted model, not a curated record. NCBI's taxonomy places the organism in Eukaryota, Metazoa, Chordata, Actinopteri, Perciformes, Sebastidae.
GAUUGCGCGUCAGCUCUCAUUGGCUGUGGGUGAUAAUCGGUCAACAAGAGGAGCGGAGGGAGGCAGGAGGUUCAACAGGACAGCAUGUUUACAGCUACGUAACACUCACAAUUAGCUCCUCUGGACGCUUUUACUCGCUUUUAUCUGAUUGUGUUUUUUGUCUCGGAGGCUUAAUAGAGCUGGUUCCGGGGCGGUCGUCGACACCAUGUUUCUGUGCCGCUCUGGGAGGCUGUCUGCAGCGGCUCUGGAUCAGGCUUUCAGGUCCACCGGCUCGUUUCUGGAGCAGCAGGUCAGAGCAGACAGACUGAGGGACGUCUCCAUGACGUUACGCAACAAAGGUUACGCGUUGCUGCGUUACCAGCGUUACCAGCGUUACCGGCGUUUCUGCGUAUCUCUUGUGCACCUGGAGAAACAACAACAACAACAACAACCUGACCGGCAACCUGUCCACUCAGCGCGUGCUUUCCACCGGCUGUCUGCUAUAGCGGUGAAUCUCUCCAGACGCGUGCAGAGUGAAGGCGGUCAUGUAGAUGUUAUCACGCAGCAGCAGCUUGGCAGCAGAGGAGGACAGAAAGUGGGUUAUGGUUUGUUUACAGGUGACUGCUGGGGGGUUUACAGUCCACUCUUCUCUUUCUCCACGGGGACAAUGCAGACCAGAGGCUUAUCCACGAGGAAGAGCGAGGAGGAGACUGCUAACAACAACAACAAAGGGGGUGAGCAGAAUUUAAAGGAGGCGUCUACGAUCUCCUCGUCUACAGCUAAGGCCCCGGGGGAGCCGGAGCCAGAGGGAGGAAAACCAAACAAGACGCAGCAGCUAAAGCAAGUCUUCAAGGAGUAUGGAGCGGUGGGAGUUUCCUUUCACAUCGCUAUCUCCCUCAUGUCCCUGGGAAUGUUCUACCUCCUCAUAUCCAGUGGGAUCGAUAUGGCGGCCGUGCUGUGCAAAGUGGGCUUCAGCGAGGCGGUCGUUCAGUCUAAAAUGGCAGCAGGGACGAGCACGUUCGUCUUGGCCUACGCCAUCCACAAGCUAUUCGCUCCGGUUCGCAUCAGCAUCACUCUGGUGUCCGUGCCUCUCAUCGUGCGCUACUUCAGAAAGACUGGUCAAUUUAAGCCACCCACACCUGCACCUUGAUGACCCUCCUCUACUCCUCUGCUGCCUCAUCAAGCAACAAAACAUGCUGACUGUUAAUAGCCAUAAUUAAAACGCCUGCAUAUAUCCUUACUCAUUUGCAUUCACAUAGAAAUGCCUCAUCUUUUCUCAGUUGCCAUUGUGAAUUCAGGUGAAACAUUUGCAGUUCCAGUUGCAGUAGAAUCAAUGUGUUCAAUUGUGUUAUUGUAGGAUUAAAAAGUCUGAAGUGUGACGGCUCUCUGAAAAAACAAGUGUAUUUGGAGUCAUGUUUCAAUAUGUGUGCAUUCCAAAAAACAGAAACAAAGGCUGAAAAAGCUCAUUUACUUAUUUACAAUCAGAGGUGUGAUCAGGGAUUUUAAGCUCUUUGAGUGGGUGGGUUUGUCUCUUAAUGCUGUGAAGGUUUCCCGUGGGGACAAGUGGAAAAAAGCUGAUCUCUCCUCCACUGUUCCCUGUUAGCUGACUAGGCCAUGUUCUGGUGUUGUGUGAAUCAGCAGAAUAAUUCAGGUUCUCUCUGUCUCCUACCUCGCUCCUCUCUCUAUCCUCACUUAGCUCACACUCUCCUACGCUCUGUUUGUAUUUUCUGCUGUUGUUUUGCUUCCCUGCUAUUUUUCUCCUCAACACCUCUCCUGGCAUCCAUUUUCCACUCUGUAUAUCCCUGUGCCUGCCUCUCGAUCUUCUCUCCCUCUCAUUCUUUAAUCUAGCAAAUGCCACUGCCCAAGCAGUAAUGCCGAGUACAUUAAUCUCUGAGUGAAGCUGAUUGUAGUUCAUAUGAAGAAUGUUGGUUUGUCAGGGUUUUUUUUCUGAUUGUAUGGACUCUAUUUAACUAUUAAAAGGGACGCUCUCUUUUAUAUUUGGUGUGGUUUUGUUAUGAAAUACCACCAUCAGCCAAUUAGGUUAUAUUUGACCACUUUAUUUUACCCUUUUUUAGUUUAAAGCUGCUAUAAUCAAUAUUUUUGUAUUAA